UUCAAUGCUCCGCUCAAGCUACCUCUUCCUCCCGCCGAUCCUUUCGGACAUAUGCGCCGUAUCUCCGGCGGAGGAGGAUAUAUUUAGUUCUAUACUGGAUGGAAAAUCGAAGAGUUACGUACUCGCCUUCACUCGCCUUAUUUAACUCGUUGAGGGACGAAGCGAUGCCACGCUUGUCACCCAAAGCCCGCACGAGAUUCAUGGAGGAACCCCGACCUUGGUGACAUGAGGAACGGCAGAGACCACCGCAGCCACCAGAUCACCGCUGUUGCCGCCCACGUCUCGAAAUGGACGGAGAGGCGGCUGGUGCUGGCCCUCCUCGCCGCUCUCCUUCUCGUCCUCCUCUUCUUGUCCUGCUCCCGCGGCUCCCUCUCUCCGUCCCCUUUCAGAUCCCUCCCCCUCUUCAGCUCCCCCUCCGCCGGAGAUACGGCGCAUAUGCUCGAGAGGAUCGGCGGGAGGAAGAGGGAGCUUGAGCGGAGCAGGAUCGCCAUCUGCCUCGUGGGCGGAGCGCGGCGGUUCGAGCUCACGGGGCCGUCCAUCAUGAGGAACUUGCUUGAGGAGUUCCCGAGCGCAGAUAUCUUCCUCCACAGUCCGCUCGACAAGGACUCGUACAAACUCUCGUUGCUCAAGGCCGCGCCGAGGGCCGCCGUCGUCCGCAUCUUCACGCAGAAUACGAUGCCGACGACAGAGUCGCAAGAGCGGGUGCUCACGGCCAACGGCUCGCCCAACAGGAUCCAGGGUCUGCUGCAGUAUUUUAACCUAGUGGAAGGCUGCCUGAGGAUGAUCAAAUCACAGGAAUCUAAAGGCAACUUCACCUACGACUGGAUCAUCCGGACCCGCGUCGACGGCUACUGGUCCGCCCCGCUCGACGUGAUUAACGCCUUUCAGCAUGGCACCUACGUCGUCCCGUCCGGCUCCCGCUACGGCGGCCUCAACGACCGCCUCGGCGUCGGCGACCGUGCCACCUCCGAGGUCGCUCUCUCCCGCGUCUCCCUUAUCCCCCGCCUCGACGCCGCCGGCUUCCGGCAGCUCAACUCGGAGUCGGCACUCAAGGCGCAGCUGACGAGCUCGAAGGUGCGGUGGGAGGAGAUCGGGGUCCCCUUCUGCGUCGUGAGCGACCGGCUGUACGGGUACCCGCCGGGGCCGUACGGCGUGCCGGUGGUGUCGAUAGGGAGCCAGGGGCAGCUGAGCGGGGCGAAGUGCCGGCCGUGCGAGCCGGCAUGCACGGGGCAGUGCGCGGCCGACGUGGGGGCGGCGCUGGACCACGGGUGGGGCUGGACCGAAUGGCGCGACGACAGCCUGCAGAUAUGCGACCCCAGCGGCGGGUGGGCGCCGGGGUGGGAGCACAUCUUCGACAGGGUGGCGGGGCCCGAGGCAGCGACGGCGCGGAAGAGCGUGGCGGAGUUGGACAUGGCGACAUGCGUGGACGACUUCGAGAUCAUGAGGAAGAAGGCUGCGAGCUGGGAGGCGCCGCCGGCGGUAGAGGUCUGCAGUAUUGUGGAAUGGUCGUCACUUGUUCUAAGGAUGCGACCGAGUUGGGUAGGCAACUACGCUUCCGUGGACUUUGAGGUUGGCGAAAGUAGAGAGACGACAGAGCUGGAAAGAGAACCAUGUUAUUUAGGUGGACCAUUUUAUGUUGACUUUUCGCCGUCGAGUAGCUUUAUUUUCCUGGGAAGGAGACGGAUGUUUGAUGAUAGGAGUGUCUCAAUGCUGAUCAUAUAUUGAACCUUUGACUCA
This is a messenger RNA of Musa acuminata subsp. malaccensis (wild Malaysian banana), 1737 nucleotides long. The record is from RefSeq and is a predicted model, not a curated record. Lineage: Eukaryota; Viridiplantae; Streptophyta; Magnoliopsida; Zingiberales; Musaceae.